Molecule: messenger RNA, 866 nt
Organism: Talaromyces stipitatus ATCC 10500
Lineage: Eukaryota; Fungi; Ascomycota; Eurotiomycetes; Eurotiales; Trichocomaceae
Exons: 4
Coding region: 165-866 (233 amino acids)
Source: RefSeq, a predicted model, not a curated record
AAGUAGAAUAAAGUGGCCAAUUCCAGGUAACGACAAGAUGACAUCACGUCCCCUUAUUCAGUCUAAUAAAUUAAAAUCUUCAACAUCUCAAAAAUCUGUUUUCUGUAAAAUCAAUUACCGACUAAUACUCACAUUCUCAAAAACGUCUUCAAAGAAGAAGAAUCAUGGUUUCCCAAUCCGACGUAACCAGCGCCUUAACGGCCGAUGGCAUCAUCCCGGACAUCCUCCCAACCGGCACAACUGUGCCACGGAACCUCAAGAUCUCCUUUCAUACUACUACCCUUGACAAACCGGGUCAAAUGAUCGAUCGCGAUGAUACGCAAGUGAAGAAGCCGACUGUUUUUGUGGAUCCUCCUCUGGAGGGAGAUCGGGGGGAUAAUUAUACGUUGUUAAUGGUUGAUCCGGACCUUACGAUUCGACACGAUACAAGAUUCGGACAAGUCAGACACUGGCUCAUUAGUCACUGCUCAAUUAGCCCUGCCGGCGAAGUCCUUGAUGUAAAAGGUGUCACGCACUCACCCUAUGUCGGACCGGCGCCUAUGCCCGUUUUUGAUAUUACAGGAAAACCCCAUCCAUCACGUUACACUUUCAUCCUUUUCAAACCCAAAUCAUCGCUUACAAAGAGCGACGACGUAAAAAUCUCCCAAAGCGAGCAAUAUCCUGGCCUAGCAAGCGAUCUCGGAAAACCAUCACAGGAUCUGUUUGAUCGAUGGAAGUUCAGCACGAAACAGUUCAUGGAGGAGAAUAACCUUGAAGUUGUAGCUGCGACCUACAUGCUUGUUGAAGGGAAUUUGAAGAGUAGCGUUGCAAAUGCGGGUUUGAUGGCCAAUGCGAUUGGGCAUAAGAUUGGUGAGAUUGGGCAUUGA